This is a messenger RNA of Scleropages formosus (Asian bonytongue), 4558 nucleotides long. It is a transcript of the gene polrmt, whose product is annotated as polymerase (RNA) mitochondrial (DNA directed). The record is from RefSeq and is a predicted model, not a curated record. Gene Ontology annotation, biological process: mitochondrial transcription. Gene Ontology annotation, molecular function: protein binding; DNA-directed RNA polymerase activity; mitochondrial promoter sequence-specific DNA binding. Gene Ontology annotation, cellular component: mitochondrial DNA-directed RNA polymerase complex. The coding region runs from base 51 to 3890 and encodes 1279 amino acids. NCBI's taxonomy places the organism in Eukaryota, Metazoa, Chordata, Actinopteri, Osteoglossiformes, Osteoglossidae. The transcript has 21 exons.
GGCGCCCUGCCGGACGGGAAUGCUUUGAGGACCUGGAGUCUCGUGGCGACAUGUCUCUGCUGGGAGCGUGUGCCCUCGCGAGGCGCCUGUCCGGGCGCGUGCCGCUGCAGAGUCGCGCCGGAGGUGCGCUGCAGUGUCCGGUGCGCGCGGCGGCGCGCGGAGACGUCCGCCCGGAGCGCGCGGCAGAGAUGCCUCGGACAGUGUUUCGGAGGAAUUAUUCGCCACUGAUCCCCAAAAAGGAGGAUGACAGGAUGAGAGUCUGGAAGCAGCAUCAGCUGUUGGACGUGCUGGAAGCCCGGAUCCAGCAGCUGCAGUCCGAUGGCAUUCUGGACGUCAAGCAGGCUGAAGUGCAGCUUCUCAAAGUUCCCCAAGGUGUCGAAGGGUGUUCGGCCACCAAGGGUGUGAAAAAGGUACCCAAAUGUGCGGCGGACGCGGCAAAGGAGGGGGAGGCUGUCGACGUAGCGCUACUGAAGACCUACCCCAGCCGCUGGAUAGAGAAGCUGAAGAAGGAGAAGAACAGGAUGGGCAAAAAAGUCCAUGUGCAGCAGAACGCCCCCCAAAACCCAGCAACGAUUGCAGCAGAGCCAGAGAGCUUGAAACGCCCAAGCACCACUUUUAAAACUAUUUCAAAGAGCAAAAAAAGCAAGGUGGUGAAAAAGCCAGCCCAUCCGAGGCCCGUCGCGCCACCUUCGAAAGGCGCCCAGGAGAAGGUGCCUGACGAGGUGCCUGCUCUUUCUGUGAAUGUGCUGAAGGACUUUGAGCUGGAGGAAAGCACCCCCAAGCCACCUCUCGGGGUGGGGAAGGACAGCCGCUGCGGCGACACCCAGCUGAAUCUGUGCUGCUACCUGGAGGCCUGCGUGGCUUCGGGCAACGUGGAUCGUGCCCAGCGCUGUCUGUUCUACCACCAUCGCCACAUCCUGCGGCGCAAGCUGCUCUCCAUCAGCGCCUACAACACUAUGAUGAGGUUGUGGGCCAAGAAGGGCUCCCUGAGCCAGAUUGGCCGUCUCUUUGUCAUGGUGGAGGAAGCUGGUCUGAAGUCCAACCUCAGGACCUACCAAGCUGCGCUGGAAUGCAUGGGUCGCAACCAAAGCUGCUCACCACGCGUCAUCGCCAGGUGUCUGCAGCAGCUGAAGAAGGAUGGCUUCUCCUUGGAUGACCUGUUCAGGCAGUGCGCCUUCCGGCAGGACGAGCGGGAAAUGGUGCUCAAGGCCGUCCAGACGGUGGAGCCAGGCUUCCAGCCCAGCACGGAUGUGGCUCACCGCAUCUGCUCCUCACCGCUGGUGCAGGACUUCUACAGCCAGAGGGAUGAGGUUCGGUUCCCAAAGCUGGACUUCAGCCUUGCAGAGCUGCAGGAGAGGUUUGGCCAUCAGCUCAGGAUGGAACAGGCCACCACCAUCACCAUUGACUCCGUGGAAGCCUCCAAGUCCAUCACUGACCACCAGGCCAAGAUGAGGGAGCUGCUGGAGGGAGUGCGCUCAAGGUGGCAGAAGGACCUUCUACAAGCUCUCAAGGACAGCAAGGUGAUCCUGGCCCACAGUGGCAAAAAGAGUGGGAAGAUGAACCUGUACCCUUACCUGUGUCUGCUGGAUGACCAGGAGUACGUGGACAUCAUGCUGCAGGGCCUGUCUGAAGUGCCGCCCAACGGAGAAACCUUGAUAAUGUUCGCCAGCACCCUGGGCCACAAGGUCUACAACAAGUACAUCAUCCAGCAGAAGAGCCGCAGCCAGAUGGUGGGAAAGCUCCAGAACAUCUAUGACAGAUACGCAGAGCUGCUGGCCAAGCACAGCGAGAAAUGUGACGUGUUGCCUCGAGAGCACUGGGUGCAGCUGGAGGCAGAAAUGAUGAAUUGUGGGCCAUCCCUCACCAGUGAUGACACUCUGUGGCCCCAGAGCCUCAUGAUCCUUUUGGGAACUCACUUGGUGGACCUCAUGGUGCAGGAGCUGAAGUUGUUCAGCAACAUUCUGAACCCGGGCGAGGCAAAGAAGUUGAUCCCUGUGCUGUACCACAUGUACACCUUCCGCAGCAACCGACAGGUUGGAUUCAUCAAGCCCCACCCUAUUUUGAUUCAGCUGCUAUCAGAGGCUGUGGAGAGCAAGCUGAGCUUUGAAUCAUACGUCAUACCCAUGCUCUGCCCCCCUGUGCCCUGGACUUCACCAAAAUUUGGGGCUUACCUGUUGUCUCCCACCAAGCUUAUGCGUGCAGAGGACGGGGCCGUCCAGCACCAGCUCCUCUUGGAGAGGUGCCGUAACGAGGACCUUCACGCCGUGCUGGACUCCCUCAACCAGCUGGGCAACUGUGCCUGGCAGAUCAACAAGCCCCUGCUGGACAUAAUCAUCUCUAUCUUCAACGACAAGGGCAACGAGAAAAUGAAGAUACCACCACCGAUGUCGGAAGCUCCGGAGAUACCUCGCUUGAGCUUCCACUCGGAUCCGUUGUGCUCCUCAUCUGAGCAGGCUCAACUGAAACGCGACAUGCUCAAGGCCAAGAAGAAGGUGGCUGAGAUGCACAGCCUCCGAAUGUCGGCCCUAUAUGCAUUGUCCAUUGCCAACCACAUGCGCGACAAGGUCUUCUGGUUCCCUCACAACAUGGACUUCCGCGGGCGCACCUACCCCUGCCCGCCAUACUUCAAUCACUUGGGUAGCGAUGUGGCACGAGCAAUUCUGAUGUUUGCAGAGGGCAAACCACUGGGACCUCAUGGACUAGAUUGGCUCAAAAUCCACCUGGUGAACCUCACAGGUCUGAAAAAGCGUAGCUCUCUAGCCGUCAGGCUGGAAUAUGCUAACAGCAUCAUGGAGGACAUCCUGGACUCGGCUGACCGACCUCUGACUGGGAAAAAAUGGUGGAUGAACGUAGAUGAACCCUGGCAAGCUCUUGCCUGCUGCAUGGAGAUAGCGAAGGCCUCACGUUCCCCUGACCACACACGGUUCAUCUCUCACUUCCCCGUGCAUCAGGACGGCUCCUGCAAUGGGCUGCAGCAUUAUGCAGCCCUGGGCCGCGAUGUCAUUGGCGCCACCUCUGUCAACCUCAUGCCAUGUGACGAGCCACAGGACGUCUACAGUGUAGUGGCACAACAGGUGGAGGAGUUCCGUGCUUGUGACGCUGAGAAAGGGGAGAAGAUCGCCCAGGUCCUGCAAGGCUUCAUUAAUCGGAAGGUGGUGAAGCAGACUGUGAUGACUGUUGUCUAUGGGGUGACACGCUACGGGGGGCGACUACAGAUCGAGAAGCGGCUGAAAGAGACUGAAGAAUUCCCCAUGGAAUAUGUGUGGGAGGCCUCACACUACCUGGUGAAUCAGGUCUUCAACAGCUUGAAGGAGAUGUUCACCGGGACCAGGGAGAUCCAGGACUGGCUGACGGAAAGCGCCAGGCUCAUCGCCAAGUCUGGGAACACAGUGGAGUGGGUGACGCCUUUGGGCCUGCCAGUCAUUCAGCCCUACCACCGUGGCAAGAAAGUCCUGCUCAAGAGUAAUAUGCAGUCAGUGCAUAUCCAAGUCAACCAUGACUUCAGAGAACGGCCAGACACCAUGAAGCAGAAAAACGCCUUCCCUCCCAACUUCAUCCACUCCCUGGACUCCACACACAUGAUGCUGACCGCGCUGUACUGCUACAGGGCCGGCCUCACGUUCGUCUCUGUCCACGACUGCUUCUGGACACACGCUGUCACCGUGGAUACCAUGAACAGGAUUUGUCGGGAGCAGUUUGUAGCCCUCCACAGCCAGCCGAUCCUACAGCAGCUGUCCCGCUUCCUGGUGUGGAGAUACAGCACCGAACCACCAAGUGAAAACAAGAAGUUUUCAGAGCACCAGAAGAUGUUACAGCUGCUGUCACAGGUUCCCCAUACAGGGGAUUUUGAUCUUGAGAGAGUGAAGGAAUCAACAUAUUUCUUCAGCUGAGACAGUCUGAUGAAGUCACGAGCACUGCCUGGGACUGAAGCAGCAGGACUUGUCGGUGUGAGAUGUCAAUACGGUUAAUAGGAAUACCUGCGUCUUGUUGGGCCGGACCUGGGUUUCAUCCACUCACGCUACAGUUAUUCAACUUGUGUGAAUUGUCCAGCGCUGUGCCUGAGGGCUAAAUAUCUAACCCCUGGAAUGGACACUCUCGUUACUUGGAAUUUACCCCGUUGUACUGAAGAUGCCUUUCUUGCCAUGCUUGCGUUCACUUACUGUACAGGUAAGUUCACAUGCAUCUGGACAGUAUGUGCACGUGUGUGCCUCUCUCAGUAUAUGUGGGUGUGUCUGCAGGUACCUGCUUGCACACGUGUGUUCUGGCUGGCUGUCGGUCACACCUAGGACAGUGGUAACUGCAGAGCGGCAGUACGGUACAUGAUGCUUUACAAAGCACUGUUCUCCGUGUUAGUAGCCCAGGACAGGAGGCUCUCAGCCGUCCACAGCUGACCAAAAGACUUGGCUUACUUCACAACUUUCCUGAUGGAGUAGGUUCCCUGCUCACAGGCUAUGGGGGAGAAAGCUGCUACCACUCAUCUGAAUGUGAAACAUCUUGUACAAUUAUUUAGUUGUUCCUCUGAAUAUGAGCAAUAUUAUGAAUAAAUAUUUUGAUUUAA